GUAUCAGAGAGCCCUUUACGUUGCUCCAUUUGCUCUCGUGGUCCUGGUGAGACAUCUUGGCUUCGAUGGGUGUACAACAAACAAAGCAAGUUGAGACGCCCGGUGGGCGGGCGCUGCAUGGACUGCAACAAGAUGGUCCAAUCAGCGCUGGAGCGGAAGGUCUUCGGCCCUGACGUGUGCACGGCCAACGCUGUGUGGAAACACAAAGGCCUGAGAAGCAGAGCGACCAGCUACCGAGACGAGUGGUGCCGGAUGUCGCCGGCGGAGCGCUUGCGUGCGCACAUGGGCGCAGUGGGACAGCAGGCUGUGCAGCUUGUUGAGACUGACGAGGCCGUCCUCACGACGACGCCGUAUGACCUGCUGCCGCUCGAAGAGCCGUUGCAAGACAAGGAUGCAAUGUGCGAGAUUGUGACCUACCAGGGGAGGAACUACAUCCGCAAGCCUGCGAGCUCGUUGUUCCCACCGCCAGGCGCUUACCGCAUCCAGGGCCGUAAGGCUCUGAGUGCGUGCAGCACCCUGACCUCUGACAAGGAGUCCGCCAAGUCCCUGUGGAUGGACUUCCACAGGGAUAAUGAGAGGACGGCAGCGAGUACGACAUUUUUGCAAGAAGACAUUUUCAGCGUGUCCAAGUUUGAGCGGUGA
This is a messenger RNA of Durusdinium trenchii, 642 nucleotides long. The record is from the annotation of a GenBank genome assembly. NCBI's taxonomy places the organism in Eukaryota, Dinophyceae, Suessiales, Symbiodiniaceae.